GGCGCCAGCCUCCGGGCCACCUCAGAGGCGGAGCUUGGCUGCACCCGCGUGUGGCGGAGUUAAAUACUCACAGCCCACACCCGCUGGGGCACAGAAGCUAGAAGCCGCACCAUGGCUGGCAAGAAAGUCUGCAUUGUGGGCUCCGGGAACUGGGGCUCAGCCAUUGCCAAGAUCGUGGGUAGCAAUGCAGCCCGGCUGGCACACUUCGACCCUCGGGUGACCAUGUGGGUGUUCGAGGAAGACAUCGGGGGCAGGAAGCUAACUGAGAUCAUCAACACACAGCACGAGAAUGUCAAAUACCUACCAGGGCACAAGCUGCCCCCCAAUGUGGUGGCUGUCCCAGAUGUGGUCCAGGCUGCAACAGGCGCUGACAUCCUGAUCUUUGUGGUGCCCCAUCAGUUCAUUGGCAAGAUCUGUGACCAGCUCAAGGGCCACUUGAAGGCCAGCACUAUCGGCAUAUCUCUUAUUAAGGGGGUGGACGAGGGCCCCAAUGGGCUGAAGCUCAUCUCUGAAGUCAUUGGGGAACGCCUCGGCAUCCCUAUGAGCGUACUGAUGGGGGCCAACAUUGCCAGCGAGGUGGCCGAUGAGAAGUUCUGUGAGACAACCAUUGGCUGCAAGGAUCCGGCCCAGGGACAGCUCCUGAAGGAGCUGAUGCAGACAGCCAACUUUCGAAUCACUGUGGUACAAGAGGUGGACACAGUGGAGAUCUGUGGGGCCCUGAAGGUGAGAGGGCCCAGAGGCAGCUGUGGAGGGGGAGCAGUCCCCAGAGGGCCCAGCUUAGUUCUUUAGGGUUGCCAAGACCGACUCUUGCACUUGGGCAACAUUUCCAGCUCUCCCCACAUCUUCCCUUCCACACAGAAGACCCUCAAGCAAAGCCAGGGCAACCAGGCCUGCUGAUUCCUAUCCACUCAACAGUGGCUUCUUCUUCUGCUCUCCUUCGAGCUCCUUUGAGACACAGCUAGCCCUGGGGCCAUGUGAUGGUCCAAGUCCAAGAGAUGUCCAGGUUAAUGGCAGACAAGACGUUCAGGGUACCCAAAAAGUUGAUGGCCAGAACGAUGGUGGCAUGUACCUUUAAUCCCAGCACUUGGGA
Messenger RNA from Peromyscus maniculatus bairdii (prairie deer mouse), 1090 nucleotides. The record is from RefSeq and is a predicted model, not a curated record. Lineage: Eukaryota; Metazoa; Chordata; Mammalia; Rodentia; Cricetidae.